Cavia porcellus (domestic guinea pig) is the source of this 8122-nucleotide messenger RNA. RefSeq names its product sodium voltage-gated channel alpha subunit 4 (gene Scn4a). Bases 544 to 6036 code for a protein of 1830 amino acids. The record is from RefSeq and is a predicted model, not a curated record. Gene Ontology annotation, biological process: sodium ion transmembrane transport; neuronal action potential; membrane depolarization during action potential. The transcript is spliced from 25 exons. Gene Ontology annotation, molecular function: voltage-gated sodium channel activity; protein binding. Gene Ontology annotation, cellular component: axon; voltage-gated sodium channel complex; plasma membrane. NCBI's taxonomy places the organism in Eukaryota, Metazoa, Chordata, Mammalia, Rodentia, Caviidae.
UCACUCAUGACCCUGUGACAUCAGCGGCAGCAGCUGUCUCUGUGGCCCGGCCCCCCCGCCGGCCAAGUCCCCCAGAGUUCCAGCCCCAGCCUGAGGUGGGCACGACACUCCAGGCUUGUCAGCCACCACUCCACUCCCAUCUAACAGCUGAAGUCAUGCAGUUCCCGGAGUUUGGGCCCAGGAGGUAUUGAGGGCUCUGGGGCAUUGGCCCCAAGUCGCCAAGGCUGGAGAGGAUCUUGUUGGUCUGCUGUCAGUCUUGAAGGCAGCCCACCCCACUGCUGGGGAGAGUGCAGUGCAGAGCCGGGAGAGGGAUGCUCUGUGCCCAGCGUCUGUGCAGCAGGAGCAGCAGCUGGACCUUGCAGGCACAUCUCCCAGUUCUGACAGGGCCUGCACACACACCUCCCUGGCCCAGCCUCUGGGCAGGCAGGAGGUGAGGCGUGGACCACAGGUCCAGCUGGACUGGCCACCCAACCCUCUGCAUCUGUACACUGCAGCUAGCUGACCGCCUGCCAUUCGCCUGGCCCCUGAGCCCAGGAUGCAAGGAUGGCCAGCUCAGCUGUGCCCAACCUACCCCUGGGCCCCCCAUGCCUGCGUCCCUUCACCCGGGAGUCCCUAGCAGCCAUAGAGCAGCGGGCAGUGGAGGAGGAGGCCCGGCUGCAGCGGAAUAAGCAGAUGGAGAUUGAAGAGCCCGAACGGAAGCCACGCAGUGACCUGGAAGCUGGCAAGAACCUGCCACUUAUCUAUGGGGACCCCCCACCAGAAGUCAUUGGCAUUCCUCUCGAGGACAUAGAUCCCUACUACAGUGACAAGAAGACCUUCAUCGUGCUCAACAAGGGCAAGGCCAUCUUCCGCUUCUCUGCCACACCUGCCCUCUACAUGCUGAGUCCAUUCAGCGUGGUCAGGCGGGGUGCCAUCAAGGUGCUCAUCCAUUCGCUGUUCAGCAUGUUCAUCAUGAUCACCAUCUUGACCAACUGUGUGUUCAUGACCAUGAGUGACCCACCUCCCUGGUCCAAGAAUGUGGAGUACACCUUCACAGGGAUCUAUACCUUUGAGUCCCUCAUCAAGAUGCUGGCCCGAGGCUUCUGCAUCGAUGACUUCACAUUCCUCCGAGACCCUUGGAACUGGCUGGACUUCAGUGUCAUUCUGAUGGCGUACGUGACAGAAUUUGUGGACUUGGGCAACAUCUCAGCCCUGAGGACUUUCCGGGUGCUUCGAGCCCUGAAAACCAUCACAGUCAUCCCAGGGCUGAAGACAAUCGUGGGGGCACUGAUCCAGUCGGUGAAGAAGCUGUCGGACGUGAUGAUCCUCACCGUUUUCUGCCUGAGUGUCUUUGCCCUGGUGGGGCUGCAGCUCUUCAUGGGAAACCUGAGGCAGAAGUGCGUCCGCUGGCCCCCUCCCUUCAAUGAUACCAAUGCUACGUGGUCUGGCAACGACACGUGGUACGGCACUGACACGUGGUACAGCAACUACACGUGGGGCAGCCACGAGAGCUGGGCCAGCAAUUACACCUUCGACUGGGAUGCGUACAUCAACGAUGAAGGGAACUACUAUUUCCUGGAGGGUGCCAACGAUGCUCUGCUCUGUGGGAACAGCAGUGAUGCUGGGCACUGUCCUGAGGGUUAUGAGUGCAUGAAGGCCGGGCGCAACCCCAACUAUGGCUACACCAGCUACGACACCUUCAGCUGGGCCUUUCUGGCUCUCUUCCGCCUCAUGACACAGGAUUACUGGGAGAACCUCUUCCAGCUGACUCUUCGAGCAGCAGGCAAGACCUACAUGAUCUUCUUUGUGGUCAUCAUCUUCCUGGGCUCCUUCUAUCUCAUCAAUCUGAUCCUGGCAGUGGUGGCCAUGGCAUAUGCUGAGCAGAAUGAGGCCACCUUAGCCGAAGAUCAGGAGAAAGAGGAGGAGUUUCAGCAGAUGCUUGAGAAAUUCAAAAAGCAGCAGGAGGAGCAGGAGAAAGCCAAGGCUGCCCAGGCUCUGGAAGGUGUGGGGGCAGAUGGAGACCUGGCUCAUGGCAAAGACUGCAAUGGCAGCCUGGACACGUCUGGGGAGAAGGGACCCCCAAGGCCGAGCUGUAGCGCAGAAAGUGCCAUCUCGGAUGCUAUGGAGGAGCUGGAAGAGGCCCACCAGAAGUGCCCACCAUGGUGGUACAAAUGUGCGCACACAGUGCUCAUAUGGAACUGCUGUGUGCCAUGGGUGAAGUUCAAACACAUCAUCUACCUGAUCGUCAUGGACCCCUUCGUGGACCUGGGCAUCACCAUCUGCAUCGUGCUCAACACCCUCUUCAUGGCCAUGGAGCAUUAUCCUAUGACUGAGCAGUUUGACAAUGUGCUCUCCGUGGGCAAUCUGGUCUUCACGGGCAUCUUCACAGCUGAGAUGGUGCUGAAGCUAAUCGCCUUGGACCCCUACGAGUAUUUCCAGCAGGGCUGGAACAUCUUCGACAGCAUCAUUGUCACCCUCAGCCUGGUGGAGCUGGGCCUGGCCAACGUGCAGGGGCUGUCUGUGCUCCGCUCCUUCCGUCUGCUCCGGGUCUUCAAACUGGCUAAGUCAUGGCCAACGCUCAACAUGCUCAUCAAGAUCAUCGGUAACUCAGUGGGGGCCCUGGGCAACCUCACGCUGGUGCUGGCCAUCAUCGUGUUCAUCUUCGCCGUGGUGGGCAUGCAGCUGUUUGGCAAGAGCUACAAGGAGUGCGUGUGUAAGAUCGCCUCGGACUGCAACCUGCCACGCUGGCACAUGCACGAUUUCUUCCACUCCUUCCUCAUCGUCUUCCGCAUCCUGUGUGGGGAGUGGAUCGAGACCAUGUGGGACUGCAUGGAGGUGGCCGGCCAGGCCAUGUGCCUCACCGUCUUCCUCAUGGUCAUGGUCAUCGGUAACCUGGUGGUCCUGAACCUGUUUCUGGCCCUCCUGCUAAGCUCCUUCAGUGCCGACAGCCUGGCAGCCUCAGACGAGGAUGGUGAGAUGAACAACCUGCAGAUCGCUAUCGGGCGCAUCAGAUGGGGCAUCGGCUUUGCUAAGGCCUUCCUCUGGGGGCUGCUGCACGGCAAAAUCCUGAGCCCCAACGAGAUAAUGCUCAGCCUCGGAGAGCCGGGGGGUACUGGAGAGGCUGGAGAGGCGGGGGAGAGUGCCCCUGAGGAUGAGAAGAAGGAGCCACCCCCUGAGGAAGAGGACAAGGACCUGAAGAAGGACAAUCACAUCCUGAACCAUGUGGGCCUGGCCAAUGGCUCUCCCUCCACCAUCGAGCUAGACCACCUCAAUUUCAUCAACAACCCCUACCUGACCAUUCAGGUGCCCAUUGCCUCUGAGGAGUCCGACCUAGAGAUGCCAACCGAGGAGGAAACCGACACAUUUUCGGAACCUGAGGAUGGCAAGAAACCGCUGCAGCCCCUCUACGAUGGGAACUCCUCCGUCUGCAGUACUGCUGAUUACAAACCCCCCGAGGAGGACCCCGAGGAGCAGGCUGAGGAGAACCCUGAGGGGGAGCAGCCUGAGGAGUGCUUCACCGAAGCCUGUGUGCAGCGCUUCCCCUGCCUCUACGUGGACAUCUCUCAGGGCCGCGGGAAGAUGUGGUGGACACUGCGCAGGGCCUGCUUCAAGAUUGUUGAACACAACUGGUUUGAGACCUUCAUUGUCUUCAUGAUCUUGCUCAGCAGUGGGGCCCUGGCCUUUGAAGACAUCUACAUCGAGCAGCGACGAGUCAUCCGCACCAUCCUAGAAUACGCUGAUAAGGUCUUCACCUACAUUUUCAUUAUGGAGAUGCUGCUCAAAUGGGUGGCAUACGGCUUCAAGGUGUACUUCACCAACGCCUGGUGCUGGCUCGAUUUCCUCAUUGUGGAUGUCUCCAUCAUCAGCCUGGUAGCCAACUGGCUGGGCUACUCUGAGCUGGGACCCAUCAAAUCCCUGAGAACGCUUCGAGCCCUGCGACCCUUGAGGGCACUGUCUCGAUUCGAGGGCAUGAGGGUGGUGGUGAACGCCCUCCUGGGAGCCAUCCCUUCCAUCAUGAACGUGCUGCUUGUCUGCCUCAUCUUCUGGCUCAUCUUCAGUAUCAUGGGCGUCAACUUGUUCGCUGGGAAGUUCUACUACUGCAUGAACACCACCACCUCGGAGAGGUUCGACAUCUCAGAGGUCAACAACAAGUCCGAGUGUGAGAGCCUCAUGCACACGGGCCAGGUGCGCUGGCUCAACGUCAAGGUCAACUAUGACAACGUGGGCCUCGGCUACCUCUCCCUCCUCCAGGUGGCCACCUUCAAGGGUUGGAUGGAUAUCAUGUACGCCGCCGUGGACUCCCGGGAGCAGGAGGAGCAGCCACAGUAUGAAGUGAACCUCUACAUGUACCUCUACUUUGUCAUCUUCAUCAUCUUUGGGUCCUUCUUCACACUCAACCUCUUCAUCGGUGUCAUCAUCGACAACUUCAACCAGCAGAAGAAGAAGUUUGGAGGAAAAGACAUCUUCAUGACAGAGGAACAGAAGAAAUACUACAAUGCUAUGAAGAAGCUUGGCUCCAAGAAGCCUCAGAAGCCGAUUCCACGGCCCCAGAACAAGAUCCAAGGCUUGGUGUACGACUUCGUGACAAAACAGGUAUUUGACAUCACCAUCAUGAUCCUCAUUUGCCUCAACAUGGUCACCAUGAUGGUGGAGACGGAUGACCAGAGCCAGCUCAAGGUGGACAUCCUGUACAACAUCAACAUGAUCUUCAUUGUCAUCUUCACCGGGGAGUGUGUGCUCAAGAUGUUCGCCUUGCGCCAGUACUAUUUCACCAUCGGCUGGAACAUCUUCGACUUUGUGGUCGUCAUCCUGUCCAUUGUGGGUCUUGCACUCUCCGACCUGAUCCAGAAAUACUUUGUGUCGCCCACCCUGUUCCGUGUGAUCCGCUUGGCUCGCAUUGGGCGUGUCCUGCGGCUAAUCCGUGGGGCCAAGGGCAUCCGAACGCUGCUGUUUGCCCUCAUGAUGUCACUGCCUGCCCUAUUCAACAUCGGCCUCCUCCUCUUCCUGGUCAUGUUUAUCUAUUCCAUCUUCGGCAUGUCCAACUUUGCCUACGUCAAGAAAGAAUCGGGCAUCGACGACAUGUUCAACUUUGAGACAUUUGGCAACAGCAUCAUCUGCCUCUUUGAAAUCACCACAUCAGCUGGCUGGGAUGGGCUUCUGAACCCCAUCCUCAACAGUGGGCCCCCAGAUUGUGACCCCACACUAGAGAACCCCGGCACCAGUGUCAAGGGUGACUGCGGCAACCCAUCCAUUGGGAUCUGCUUCUUCUGCAGCUACAUCAUCAUCUCCUUCCUCAUUGUGGUCAACAUGUACAUCGCCAUUAUCCUGGAGAACUUCAACGUGGCAACCGAGGAGAGCAGUGAGCCCCUUGGUGAAGAUGACUUCGAGAUGUUCUAUGAAACAUGGGAGAAAUUCGACCCUGACGCCACGCAGUUCAUUGACUACAGCCGCCUGUCUGACUUCGUGGACACCCUGCAGGAACCCCUGAGAAUUGCCAAGCCUAACAAAAUCAAGCUCAUCACUCUGGACCUACCCAUGGUGCCAGGAGACAAGAUCCACUGUCUGGACAUCCUCUUUGCCCUGACUAAAGAGGUGCUGGGUGACUCUGGGGAAAUGGAUGCCCUCAAGCAGACCAUGGAGGAGAAGUUCAUGGCUGCCAAUCCCUCUAAGGUCUCCUACGAGCCCAUCACCACCACCCUGAAGAGGAAACAUGAGGAGGUGUGUGCCAUCAAGAUCCAGAGAGCCUACCGCCGGCAUCUGCUGCAGCGCUCUCUGAAGCAGGCAUCCUACAUGUACCGCCACAGCCAGGACGGCAACGGGGACGGGGAUGGGGGGGCCCCUGAGAAGGAGGGGCUGAUCGCCAAUGCCAUGAGCCAGAUGUAUGGCCCAGAGAAUGGGAAGACCAGUGUACAGAGCCAAGGGCAGGAGGAGGGUUCCACGGGGGACACUGGACUCGCCAUGGGGCUCGUGCCCAUCAACCCCUCAGAUACUACGCUGCCUCCCUCCCCGCCACCAGGGCAGACAGUGCGCCCAGGGGUCAAAGAGUCUCUUGUCUAGCGAGCAGUUAACAAGGUGACCAGCUGAGCCUUGGUGCGUCCAAAGCUCCCCCGAGUGCCUGUGCACUGUUUGAGGGAGCAGGGUUUUGAGUCCAGGACUACACCCAGCUCCCUGUAGGGGACAGGAUUUGGCCGUGCUGAGUCUGGCUCCCAGGCUUUGAGAAGUGGGAACUGCAUUCAGGGACCCACGCUGGCCUGAAGCCCUUGCCUCCAUGAUUUCAUCCUGAGUUGCUCUGACCUCCUCAUGGACCCUGCUGUUCCUCCUUCUGGCCUGAAGGAGGGUAGAACAUGAGGAUCUCUGCCCCUUAGGUGGGAAUGAGCCAGCCUACAGUGGAGGGAUUGGCUACCCUCCUGUCACCAGAGUCUUAAGGGCUACUGACUUCUCCCCAGGAAGUGGCCCAAGGCCCCCAGCUCCAGGCCAGACAUCUUCACCUCAACUAGUGCAGACACCUGAGCUCAGGACUCAGCCAGCCCUCUCCCUCUCACUCUGGGGUGCGGCUUCCCACUACCAGCUCAGGAAUUCCCUGGAGAAGGGAAAUAUUAUUCAUCCAGAAAUUGCCCUCACAAACCUGAUUGGCCACUGGAUCUUGGGCUGGUAUUGAGUCCUGAAACCUUUUCCUGGGCCCUGUCUAGGCCCAUGGAGAGCUCCUGACUGGCCUCUAGCAGAGGAGCAGAAGGAAGAAUUCCACUUGGAAAUUACCUUUUCUAUGAAGCAUGGAUGUGAAAUACAGGCCGGGUCCUGCCAACUGUGUGGCCACACUUAGCCUGGGUAGAUCAGGGAUCCUGAUGCUGAAUGAGAGCCUGGGUAGAUCAGGGAUCCUGAUGCUGAAUGAGAAGACCCUGUUCCUACUCUUUCUUGUCUCCUCUUGCCUUCAGUAGACCACCAGGGCCCCUUGGAGCCCCAUCCAGCCUCAGAAAUCUCUCCUUCCUCAUCUUUUCCCAUGCCUACGUAUCCUUCUCACGUCUUUUAAGUGGCCCUAAGAAUGUUAUAGUGGAACUCAUGUGACAGGUGUUGAUACUGGGGCAUGCAGCUCGCCUCAUUUGGGCUCAGCCUUCCAACUUCCUGCUGCCUGGAACUGCUGAUCUGGACAUGGUGGCAUCAGUCUUUGCUAGCUCCUGAAAAGCAGAGGCCGAACUGGGAGGAUAUGAGAGUCCUCCUCAGAGGCCUCUGGGUUCUGUCACCUGUGCGUGUGUGACUGUGUGUCUGCUUGUAGGCUGAGCAGAUACUAUAUGUGUGCUCAGGUUCACACUGUGUGUGUGAACCACUGUAGAGCAGUGUCUGCAGAAGCAAGUGUGUCUGGGUUUCUUCGUGUCUCUGUGUAUCAGUGUGCCCUGGAGUGUCUGAGGUCCAUGUGAGUACAGCUGGUGUGUGUGUGUGUCUGUGUGUGUGUGUGUGUGUGUGUGUGUGUGUGUGUGUUCUGUGCUGGCCUGUUCAUAUAUUCAUAUGAGAGCGUAGACCUGUGCCCUGAAGGUCCAGUGAUUGUGAUAUUGUGUAAGAUUUGUGCUUUGGGUCCCCUAUUGACUUAAGUUCCUCUUCUUUUUCCUCUUGUUUCUCAUGAACAGUUCGGUUAAAACUCAGGAAGCUGCAAAACCCUUUUAAAAAGAUACGAAUGUGUUCACGCGCACAGGGGCCCAUGGGCCAGGGUCUCCUUCUUGUCUGCCCUGUUCUCCUGCCCUCCGGGUCCUGCCUGGGGGUCUCUUUCCCUCCUUCCCCACAAGCUUCUCUCUUCCCAUUCCUGUUCUUGUUCCCAUCCCUGUGGCCUCAGCCCUGCUCCCUGCUCCCUGGCGAUGGGAGGAUGCCUCAACUCCUUCCAUCUCUUCCUGCCAUAGCGGGUGAGCCUCCCCCUUCCCAGCCCCCUGCCCCUCUGGCACAGAGCCUUGGGAAUCUGUUGGAUUGGACGUUCCUUGUCCAUUGCAGAGGAAGAGCAGAUGGGCAGGGCCUGGCUUCUUCCUGCCUGUGGCCCUCUUCCCUGCAGACUGACACCCAUUCCUACCUUGUCGAGGUGGGAACCAGCCUGGAGCCAAGCUGGAAGACGAACUUCUUUGUACAGUUCUCUUUGUACAAUAAACCCUCCCCUGGUGCCGCA